AUGACCCCUAGUUCUGAUUUGGGGAUGAAUCGAAGUUUUAGGGCACCGGACUCGCAAAUGCAGGCUUCGACGAGGCAGAGGCCGCAGUUGGGAAGUUUGAGGACGUCGAUGAUGAAGGAAAAGGAGGAGGAGCUCGCUCUGUUUCUAGAGAUGCGAAAACGGGAGAAGGAACGGAAUAACCUUCUCCUUCAGAAGUCGGAAGAUUUUGAAGCUCCACUUGGAUCAAAACCCGGCACUUCUCCCCUUUUUAAUGUUGCAUCAUCUGCACCGGCUAGGAAGACUGUCGCCGAUGAUUUCCUCAAUUCUGACAAUGAUAAAAAUGACUAUGACUGGCUAUUAACUCCUCCUGGUACUCCCCUUUUUCCUUCACUGGAGAUGGAAGCACAAAAAACUGUUAUGAGUCAGAUUGAAACUCCCAAAGCUCGUCCGACUUCACUAAAAUCUAGACUAGCAAAUCCUCAGCCGGAGCCUGCUGCCAGGAGCAACCUAAUAUCUAGACAGUCAGUUUCUUCACCUGGAUUGAACAAUUCCAGUAUAGGGAUUCGCAGGCCCUCAUCAUCUGGGGGUCUGGGAUCAAGACCUGCAACACCAACUGGACGCCCUACAUUAAACCCAGCAUCUAAAUCCACAUCGACAACUGCAUCUAAAUCAACAAUUACUGCAGCAUCUAAGCCUACUUCGACUAUGUCUAAGUCUUCAAGGUCUUCUACACCUACUUCUCGGGUUAUGUUGCCUUCAACUAAACCCACAGUUCCUGCAAGGUCUUCUACACCUACUUCUCGGGCUACAGUACCUUCAUCCAAGGCCACGGUUCCAGCAAGGUCUUCUACGCCCACUUCUCGGGCUGCUUCUAGGUCUUCAACACCAACCUCUAGACCCACCUUACCUGCAUCUAGGCCCACAUCAAGAGCAACAACUCCAACUCGCAGGCCUGCCAUGCUGUCAACUGCAACUAAUCCAUCUGCUCCUCCAGUUAAGUCUCCCUCUAACUUGGUUGCAAAGUUGGGAUCUGCAACAGCAAGAAAUCCAGUGCCACCACGUGCUAGCUCUCCAACAGUGAAACCCAGACCAUGGAACCCUUCUGAGAUGCCCGGUUUCUCUCUUGAAGCCCCACCAAACUUGAGGACUACUCUUCCUGACAGGCCACUUUCAGCCACUAGAGGCAGGCCUGGAGCACCUAGUGCUCGUUCUGCUUCUGUUGAGCCUGUCCCUAGUGGGAGGGUUCGAAGGCAAUCAUGUUCUCCCUCAAGAGGGCGGCCCCCUAAUGGCAUUAUCCAUAACAGUGGAAGCUCUGUUCCUGCUGUCAGUCGUGCACAUGCUAAAGCUAAUGAAAAUGUGAGCCCAGUUUUGAUGGGAACCAAGAUGGUUGAAAGAGUAAUAAAUAUGAGGAAAUUGGUCCCGCCAAAACAAGAUGAUAAGCAUUCUCCUCGUAGCAACUUAUCCGGAAGCUUUGGAAGAACACUCUCAAAGAAAUCUUUGGAUAUGGCUAUAAGGCAUAUGGAUAUAAGGCGGAGCAUUCCAGGUAAGUUGCGACCAUUAAUGACAAAUAUACCUGCAUCCUCAAUGUAUAGUGUGAGAUCGGGUUCAGGGCCUCCUCGCAGCAGGACAGUUAGUGUUUCAGAUUCCCCUCUUGCAACAAGCAGUAAUGCCAGUUCUGAAGUGAGCGUCAAUAACAAUGGCCUAUGUGUUGAUGGAAGUGAAGCAGAAGAUGAAAUCAGCAGUGACAAAGGUGCUCGAUCUCCUGCAAGCAUAAGGGGUAGGUGA
Molecule: messenger RNA, 1764 nt
Organism: Thlaspi arvense
Lineage: Eukaryota; Viridiplantae; Streptophyta; Magnoliopsida; Brassicales; Brassicaceae
Source: the annotation of a GenBank genome assembly